Exophiala xenobiotica is the source of this 1455-nucleotide messenger RNA. RefSeq lists its product as uncharacterized. NCBI's taxonomy places the organism in Eukaryota, Fungi, Ascomycota, Eurotiomycetes, Chaetothyriales, Herpotrichiellaceae. Bases 1 to 1455 code for a protein of 484 amino acids. The transcript has a single exon. The record is from RefSeq and is a predicted model, not a curated record.
AUGGCUUACAAUCGACGCACCAAGAACUUCGCUCAAGACGGGCAGACACCCAUGUUCCUGUACGCCAUCCUGAAGCAACUCGAUCUUCGAUCAAUCGAUUGGAACCAAGUGGCAGCCGGUCUUGACAUCUCAAAUGGCCAUGCAGCACGAAUGCGAUACAGCCGUAUGAGAACGCAGUUCGAAGGGAUGUCCAACCAGGCAAAACCACCAAGAGCCAGGAAAGAGAAGGAGGGCGAGGGCAAAUCUGCAAAGGAGAAAGCAGCGAAAGGCAAAAGAGCUCUUCUUGAGGAAGAAAAUGAACGGCUCGCUAAGGGGAAACGUCCUAUGCAGGCAAAAGAGAUGCAGCAGGACUUCAUGCACAAGAGAGUCAAGCUGGAGCAAUACGACACCACUCCCUGGCCAUCUCCAGUCAUGCCUAGCCAGCAAUACGACAACCCUUUCUGGACCCAGCCAAACAUCAAGACGGAACCAUCAACUGCAGCGAGCUCAGCCCUGGCCAACUCCCCGCUUAUCAAGAAAGAAGCUGACUUCUCGACCUCUGAUGCCAGCAAUAGUCUCACUGCUGAGCUACCCAUCAUGCAAGAGGCUCUCAUCAAAGAGGAACCGACUAGCAAUGCCCUCGAUCAGGAGUUGCUUACACUGACUGCCGAUGCUGUCAAGCGUGAACCGAAUCGGGUCGCAGCGAAGCAAGAAGCAGCCUACGCACCAGCCUAUUACUAUCCCUCUUAUGUGAACAGAUACGGGACCCCCGCUGCCUCUGCCUACUAUCAGCCUUUCCCAAUGCCGACGGCCACCAGCUCUGCCUAUCCAAUGCAUCAGGCUUACAACUACGGUCCAUGGCUCAAUCAACGACCAAGUCUCAAUCCUUGGGCACAGUCUGCCAUGGCUCCCGUUGCCUCCACAGUCUCAAACGACAGCAUGAUCGACAACAUCUCGCUCAACCCACAUUCCAGGUCUUACGAAGACUUGCUCAAUAUGCCACUGUAUGCCGGUAAUCCACAGAAUUUUCAAUUCGACAUCGACACCCCAGGGUCGAGUGACGGUCAGAUUGCCGCGGAAAAUUCCGUGACCGCUCCAGCUCAGAACGCACCAAUUGCCCAAGCACCCACCCCUGCUGAAGUUGAACCACAUGAGAAGACCACCUCCUCUCCAAUUCUGCACUCUGUCGAGGCCAUCGCACCAGACAAAAACAACACUGAAACUGAUGCAGCACAGCCAACCAAUCCCUCAGAACAGCCUACCAGUGCCGCUGCACCAGUGGCCGCGUCAACCGUCAAUAGCAGUACCAAGACUGAUGUGUCAGUUGGCCCGGCCACUGCUGAACUCAGUUCGAAUGUCGAUGCGGAUGCGGACGCCGAUGCCGAACACGAGCUUGACACAACCACUGCUACAACUGUCGAAGUCGAGCCCAAAGUUGUCGUCAAAGCUGAGCCGAUUGAGAUAUUGGAUCCUUGA